This is a messenger RNA of Calliphora vicina (urban bluebottle blowfly), 856 nucleotides long. RefSeq names its product antigen 5 like allergen Cul n 1-like. NCBI's taxonomy places the organism in Eukaryota, Metazoa, Arthropoda, Insecta, Diptera, Calliphoridae. The transcript is spliced from 3 exons. Bases 32 to 805 code for a protein of 257 amino acids. The record is from RefSeq and is a predicted model, not a curated record.
UAAAACAAACUGCAAAAACUUACUAAAUAAAAUGAAUAAUUUCUCAGUAUUUUUGAGUUUUAUGGCAACAAUUGCCUUAGCCUGUGCUACCGAUUAUUGUUCCAACUCAAUUUGCGGAAAAGAUGUUAAACAUAUUGCUUGCGGAAAUAAUGGGAAAUUUGAUGCCUCUUGUUCCGGGGAUGCUAAAAUGGUUAACAUUAACGAUUCACUGAAAAAACUUAUAGUUGAUGCACACAAUGCUAAACGUAACUUCAUUGCCGGUGGUGGUGAUUCCAAACUAAGUCCUGCUUGCCGCAUGCCCACCAUGCAGUGGGAUAAUGAAUUGGCAGCCGUUGCUGCUUACAAUGUUAAACAAUGUAAAAUGGCUCACGAUAAAUGCCACAAUACUGAUGCCUUCAAAAGCUCCGGACAAAAUCUGGCCUGGAUGGGCUACUUUGGUGCUGCCAAUGAUGCUGAAAAAUUGAAUCAAGCCGUUGAAAUGUGGUACUCUGAAGUUAAGGACACCAAACAAUCGCAUAUUGAUUCGUAUCCUAAUGGUUAUAGUGGACCUACCAUUGGUCACUUCACUGUCAUGAUGGCUGAUCGUAAUAUUCGCGUUGGUUGUGCUGCCUCGACUUACUCUCCAGCUGGUCAACCUUAUAAGGCUUAUUUGGUUGCCUGUAACUACGCCACCACUAACAUGAUAAAUUUCCCCAUCUAUGCUAGCUGCAAGAAGGCUGGUGCCUCUUGCACCACUGGCACCAAUUCGAAAUAUCCCAACUUGUGCUCUGCUUCUGAACAUUAUGAUGUGAACAAAUGGUUCUAAAUUGAGGUGAAGCAAUUGAAAUUUUUUUCAAAAUAAAUAGUUUCUGAAAUA